CGUCACUAUCUCCCUCUCUCUCUCCGCCACCGACCUGACAAACUCUCUCUGACAGACAGAUCGACCGACCGUAUGUCCGUCGCUGGAAAAGCGGAUAAAAGUCUUCAUUUACCGGGAACAGCAGCAGCUCCACGAGUCCGGUCGUCUGACGCCCUGAAAGCCGUGUUCUGCUGGACUGGAGCAGCUCGGAUGUUUGGGAAUGUCGGGAAUUAAAACUUCCUGUUGAGCUUUGACGUUAGCCGCCCGGAGCUGCAGUGAAGAAUGUGUGUGUGUUUGUGAGGAUCUGACUGAGGAUGAGCGUGACGUCGUGGUUUCUGGUGAGCAGCUCUGGCACGCGCCACCGUUUGCCCCGAGAGAUGAUCUUUGUGGGUAGAGAAGACUGUGAACUCAUGCUACAGUCGCGCAGUGUGGACAAACAGCACGCUGUGAUCAACUAUGAUGCAUCUACAGAUGAACAUUUGGUCAAAGACUUGGGCAGCCUCAACGGGACCUUCGUAAAUGACCUUCGCAUCCCCGACCAGACGUACAUCAUCCUGAAGUUGUCAGAUGUGAUCCGCUUUGGUUAUGAUUCACACAUAUAUAUCCUGGAGAGAAGCCAACACAAAGUGCCUGAGGAGGCUCUCAAGCAUGAAAAAUACACCAGUCAGCUUCAGCUGGAGACGCUGGAAAACAAGAAGCAGCUUCAGACAGGUGACAGACGGAGAAACUCAGACUCCACACGGGUCAAAUCUGAAAAAUCAGAGCGGAAAAACAUCACAGAUGCACCGAUUUCCAGACCCACACCUCUUUAUGGUCAGCCGUCCUGGUGGGGUGAAGACGAUGAAGAUAAAGCUCAGCGCUGUGAUCCGAGCUCUCAGGAGCAACAUACAGAAAACACGAAGGAAGGGACCAAACAUGAUCUCAGCAUUUCUCCAGACGAUCUUCACGAUGGCCAGAGCAAAUCCAGCUUCAUUCACAAAAAGGAGCCCAGUUAUUUUGAGAUCCCUACUAAGGAGAACCAUCCAAAGGCCAAAAGCACAUUGACUGAGAUGCAGGAGAUUCCCACAAAAGACCCCGACCACAAGCCUCCGUCCGUCUCUCCGGUGGUGCAGGGUCACGCCUCCUUCACCAUUGAGUUUGACGAGCAAACGCCUGGAAAGAUGAAGAUUAAGGACCACAUCUCUAAAAUGUCCAUCCGCCAGCGCAGAAACCCCAGCAAGGAGUCUAUAAGCCGCCUGACGGAGGUGAUGUCUGUGGAGAAUAAAGUGGCUGAUUGGUUGGUGCAGAGCGACACGUCUUUGAGGAGUCUUGAGGAGCCCAGAUCAGAUCAGCUGCUCAACAAGACCUUCAGAGAUGCACACCAUAAUGAAGAUCCAGAUGUGGAAGAACAGGAGGAAAUUCUGUCAGUCUCACACUCAGCUGCACAAAAAACCCCACCACAACAAGAGCCUGUAGAUUAUCCAUCCAAUCAAACGGCAGAUUCAAAGAACCAAUGCAGAACGGACCCCAAACAGGCUUACGUGAUUGAAUUCUUUGAUGAUGCUCAACGCAAAAAGCGCUCGCAGUCUUUCACCAACAACAUCUCCUCUCCAGACUUCCAGUCUGCGCUGAAAAACAAGUUGGACAAACGAAAAGGCACAACUUUGUCAUCCGGACACAAUCCAGCAACACAACAGUUCACGAUUCCCCUCAAAGAUUCAGAUAGUCCACAGAGAGCUGAAUCUCUGCGUCGCGAGACGAGCGAAAUCCGAAUGAGCACUUCUGAAUUCAGCUCUCGCUCUGUGACAAAACCGUUCGGCAGCAUCGGCCGCAGGUCCAAAAUCUCGCAGGAUUUCGCAGCGGAGUUGCUUCGGGUGUCAAAACACAGUGCUGCGUCUUCAUGGGACUCCAAUACAACUUGGGUGAAAACGUCUUCGGCAUUAACGACAAAUAAUGUGGUGCAGGAGAGUCUUUCUCAAUCGCAGAAUCACAUGAUCAGAUCUGAGCGAGUGGAGGAUGGUGAUAAUACUGAGGGCAAACCUCCCAAAGGGCAGGAGGAGGAGGACAGUCUGAGUGAUGCAGGAACAUACACUAUUGAAGCUGAAGGGCCGGAUAGAGACGUUGCGGAGGCGCGGAGCUUGAUUGAUCAGGUGUUUGGUGUUGGAGAAAACAGCCAAACCACAGCAGCAUCAGCAGCAGAUAAGGCUGUAGUUGGUGACUCUGAGGCUCAUGAUAGCCUUCUUGUCAAUGAGAAUAGUUCAGGCCUGAUAAUGGGUCAGUUCCCAUCAGAACAUAGUGCCACAGCCAAGAGUCCUGCGCAGUUACAGUCAAUGACGUCAUUAACACCUGGAGGCACUCGAUGGGUUUCUCGCUGGGCCAGUUUGGCUGAUACCUAUUCAGACUCUGGUCCCGCUUCAGGAAUAUUUGAUGUCCCAACACAGGUUGAUCUUCCCUCCGAAGCUGGUGAAAGGAUAAACAUGCUUAACCGGAGCGCUGACUACUCUGAAAAUAGCCAAAACAGCAGAUCACGACGAGUUCUGCCUCAGGUUCCUUUAAAGGAGAAGAUUGAGACACCUCCACCCAUGAUACACAUCCAACCUGAUCCGUACCUGUCCACUGUGGAGAAGAGUUCACAAGUUCAAAAGCACAAGUGGGAUCCACAGAAACUCAAUGUGCAGGAUGAUCUGGAUCCAGACAGCCUUAGCGAUGCUAGCAAGUCUGAUGACGGAUCUGUCAUUGAACAGUGCAGGAAGACUCCCGAAGUGAACCAGAAGACAUGGAGUCGGCCUUCAAAAACACCAUCCAAUCAAGACGAGGCAAAAGACCAGGAUACACCUCAGAAGUUCUCCACUGCUACGUUAACCCGACAGUAUGGGAAACCAAGCAAGAGCAAUGGUGCACCACCCAAUAUUGGUCAGCCAAGCAAAAAUGACUCUUUUGGAGGAGACAGUUUAGUGUCUAUUGUUAGACAAGAAAGUUACACCAAAGAAAGAGCGAGUGAUGACAUCCAGUUGUCCAGAUUGCCCCAGAUAUCGAGUCAGCCCAUGAGCAAAGAUGUUUUUAAGGGUGUAAACAGUCAAGAUACUCAUUCAUACCUUAAAGACACUGAGGAUGUUCUUGCAUCUCUGGAAGCCAAGAUUCUGGAGCAACAAGUAAACAACGGUCGCUCACAUCCGGAGGACUCUUUCUCUGGAGAAUCCGACACUUCUAGUACUGUCAGUGGCAAAAACCCUUGCGUUUCUGUUCCCAAGAAGCCUAUAGUACUCAAAGGAUUCUUAAAAGGUACCGGUCAGUAUACCAGAGAACCUAAAACCUCAGAAGAUCAGUCUGGGAUGAAGGAGAAGUCAGAUCCAGGCAAGCGUUUUCAGCUCCGUCGAAAUCAUAGUUCUCAAGACUUUGGAAAUGAACAGCAAAGUCCUGCUACACGGCAGUUUCCUGACACUGUCUCAGACCAGGAAUCAAGUUCUUUACCUUAUAAAAAGUACACUAUUCCUCUUCAGAAGGAAGGUACGAGCAAAUCCAAACCUACCGUAACUCGCUCCAAUAGUCUUUCCGCUCCAAGACCAACAAGAGCGUCAAUGCUUCGACGUGGACGUUUGGGUGAAGCCUCUGAUAAUGAAGGUACCGAAACCGAUCGAACGUCUCAGAAUUCCGACGUCAAUCCUUCUGCAAACAAUCGAGUGGCUCAAACAAGCAAGAAACUUUCUCGAUUGGACAUUUUGGCUCUGCCUAGGAAAAGGACGGGAUCUUUUAACACCCCGAGUGACACAGAGUCUUCUUCUGCGAGCCGGACGAGCUUCUCGAACCGCAGCACAGAGUCGAGCAGCUCCGUGCGGAAAGCAUCAGUUCCGGAUCCCAGGGCUCUUCUGCGUAAGGUUACAAAUGCCAUCAGCAGGCAGCCGAUCACUCGCGGACGCUCGAGCAGUGCCAAAUACGCCAGCAGCACCGCCAGCUCCAGGAGGCGUCAGAAGGGUUCAGACUACGCCUCCACCUCGGAGGACGAGUACGAGUCGAACCAAAGCACUCCUAAACACAAACGCUCCCAUCAUUCAGGAGCGCAGCAGAGCCAGCCGGCAGGUCCGGUGAGAGCCAUGCCCAGAUCCAGAGACUCUGAGGGGGAAGGACAGGAGAGCGACGCCUUCCAGAACUGGACGUCUCACAGUGCCGAGAUCGCCAGAUUGAGUCAGGAUCUCGCUAAAGAUUUGGCUAUUUUGGCCCAAGAGAUUCAUGAUGUCGCAGGAGACACUGAGACUCAGAGCGGAUCACAAGAGCAGACGGAGCCCGCCAUAUCCACACAAGAGGAGUUGCGGCAUCAGAUUCCUGAAUCCAGUCUGAAAGUGCAGAAAGAGUCUCCUGGAGCAGUCGAAGAGUCUGAACACACCGCUGAAGAUGAGAAUCAAGCCAAUAGGAGACAAGACGAGGCUGCUGUGAACAGUGUGCUCCUCAAUCCUGUGUCUCAGCUUUCACUCGCCAUCAGGGAAAACACCGAACAGCUCACACACAAAAUCAAGGUUUUGUUUCAUAAUCGGAGAGAUGUUUUGGGUGAAAUCGAGGCAAAGAUCAGUGCAGAGGAUGAUUCUCUAUCUAUGAAAACCUCAAACAAGGAAGUGGCGUCGAUCCUGAAAGAGCUGAGGAGAGUCCAGAAGCAGCUGGAAGUGAUCAACAGCAUCAUGGAUCCGCAGGGGAACCCGGAGCUGAUGCGGACGUUCUCCUCAUCUGCAGCUGCAGCGCGUGGAUCCAGAUCUGCUCUGCGGGACAACAGAUCUGCAGGAGGAGGAGCAGGAGCAACACCCAGAGCCAGACGCAUGUUCAGGAGCACAGACAGAGACGGCUCGAUGGUAUAAGGAGAAGAGCCAAAA
Danio rerio (zebrafish) is the source of this 4817-nucleotide messenger RNA. NCBI's taxonomy places the organism in Eukaryota, Metazoa, Chordata, Actinopteri, Cypriniformes, Danionidae. The record is from RefSeq and is a predicted model, not a curated record.